This is a messenger RNA of Penicillium cataractarum, 6192 nucleotides long. Its product is annotated as NACHT domain protein. The transcript has 4 exons. NCBI's taxonomy places the organism in Eukaryota, Fungi, Ascomycota, Eurotiomycetes, Eurotiales, Aspergillaceae. The coding region runs from base 1 to 6192 and encodes 2063 amino acids. The record is from RefSeq and is a predicted model, not a curated record.
AUGGCUCCCGGAAUCCUGUCUCCUGUUCCGGGUAACUUGAACUCAUCUUUCUACUCGACCAUGCACGGGACUUCUCGUCAGGUCUCCGCCCUCUCUGCUGCCUUUGAUAACGACAGCAUUUCACAGAAUGGCCGUUCCACGCGCCGAGAGUCUGGCUUUGUCCGCAAGGCCAAUGGCGUCGGUAAUUCUAAUAUCACCAGCGUAGUGCAGUCUCUGCACCGCCGUAGCGGCGAUGAGCUGGGUAAUGGUGCUUCAUCUCAGCUCCUGAACACCUCUUACCACUCUAUUAUUGAGUGGAUUCGUUCCGAGCGUAUGAGCCACCUGCCCCCAGAGGGCAGCAGCUAUGACAAAGUUCUCUCUUGGGCCCAGCUCUUUGUCGAACGACUGCACUCCUUCGACACUGGCAUUCAAGACUUUGCUGGCGACAGCUAUCUUGCCGCCCAGCUGUCCUAUGGAUAUUGCUCUAUGCUCCUCGAGCUCGGCAAGGAGAAUGCGCCAGCUUUGAUGAUCUCUUUCGGCUUCUUCUAUAGCACCUCCUCCGCUCUGGUUAAUCUCCUAGAGCGCACCGAGCUGUUCUCGGUGUCCCAGGAGAUCAAAGAGCAGCUUAUCCUGGCACUGGCUGACUUGGUUACACUUGUCGCCAGUGUGUCCACCCACUUCCACAAGGCUAUCCGUGGGUUGACCACCGCUUCGGUGUCUGUCAACAUCUAUGAUACCUUCCCUGGCCAGAUCCAAUCCUUCCGUGAGCGCUGCGGAAAGAUCUCCGAGGCUAUGUGGCGGCACCAGCUUGCCAAGGAGAACAUUGACACCGAACGAGUUUCCGUUGUCAAGUCUGUCCGAUCUUGGCUUGCCCCCGAAGACCGUGUCCUCAGCCGCCUCGCCGAAAACACCUCCCACCUCGCCCACGAACGUGAGGAAAUGACUUGCCUUUGGUUGGGCUCAUACUUGACUCGUUUCUUGAAGAGUCAGGACCACACUUUGUCAUUCUACGGCAAGCCUGGAUCCGGCAAGACCGUUCUUGCUUCAGUGAUUGUUGACCGUCUGCAAGAGCAGAUUGGUGGAGUUACCUACAAGACUCUGUUCGUUCCAAUCAACGCUCGCGUCCCGGCCGAGACCACUCCUAUUGCCAUUGCCAAGACUAUUCUGUACCAACUGUUUGAGAAGCGCAUUGGUAAUGUUCAGCUCCUGCACAUUCUUGGCGAUGCCUAUGAGCGUAGCCGUAAGACAACUGGUCCCGCGGACUAUGAGAACAUUGUCUGGAACGCUUUGGAGCGUGCCCUGGCAGCUGCUCUCCGCGGUGCUAAGGAGCUGGUCAUUGUUAUUGAUGGUCUUGACGAGUCUACUGGCGGCGAAGCUGCUUUGCUCCAGAGACUGACUGUCGCCACUUCCAACGCUGUCAACGUCAGGCUCAUUACUCUUGGUUCCGAGAAGCCUACGACCAAGGAGAAUGUGAUGGCCGUUCCUAUCACGGACGAUCGUGUCGCUGAUGAUGUCUCGGCCGUCGUCCGGUCCAUUUUCGAGGGUAGCCGCACCUUCCGGGAAAUGUCCGAGUUGGAGCGAGAGACUGUGAUCGACCAGAUCAGUGAAGCUUCCCAUGGCUCAUUCCUUUGGGCUAAGCUUGCUGCUAAGCAUGUUCGCCAUGAGCACACCACCGAUGCCUUCCGCAAGACUGUUGAGACCGUGAUGAAUAGCAAGUGGACUGUCACUGACUUUGUCACCCAUGUCCUUGCCUCCCCCGAGAUUAGCGAGGAUGCUAAGUUCAUGCUUCUCUGGCUUGCUACUGCUGAGCGUCCUCUUCUGGUGAAGGAGCUAGCCACUCUAGCCUCGGUCCAGCUCGAUAAGCAGACAGUCUCUGACCGCAAGAUUGACGUUUUGACUAUCCUGAAGCCUUUGACCUCUGUUGUCUUCAUCCAGGAUGGCCAAGUUUACCUUCGUCACGGACUCAUUCGUACUGCCGUUCUGGAUGUGUACAGCAAGGGCAAGCUGAUUCCCACUGUCAAGGAUCGUCAUGCCGACUUUGUCACUCGGCUGUUUGUCUAUAUUAAGACCACUGUGAUCGAGCAGCAUGAGCCUUCUCUGACUUCGCUGGACCGCCACGACACCAGCAUUCUUGUCCAGAAGUUCCCACUUCUUGAACUUUCAGUGCGCUAUUGGCCUCACCAUCUGAAGAACACCACUGUCUAUAGCACCGGUGGAGAUGCUCUUACUGCAAAGGAGUUUGGCAAGCUGUUCCCCGCCACUGUCACUUUGUUGCUGCUCCAGAACACUCUCUGGCAGAACAUCACCACCCCGACUCUCCUAACAUACCUGACCAUUGUCAGCAACCUGAGCCGCCAUAUCCUGACAACAAACCAUGUCGUCACUUUGCAGUCUAUCAUCUCCUUGGCUCUUUUCCGUCGCGACAUUAGCCACAUCACUGAGUCAAUCCCGCUGUUCUACGAGAUCACUACGAUCAGUCGGACUCUGCUUACUGUCAAGCAUAUUAUCACCAUGCAGAUGUCUAGCCUCUUCCUUGACCUCACCGUGGAGCAGGUCACCACUACCAAGACUGACAUCAUGGUCAAGCGGGAGGAGAUUCUUCUUCUCAUCGUUGAGUGCUACAAGAUUCACUACGGCAAUAACUCGGAGAAGGUUGUCACUACUCUGAAGACUCUGAUCGAGCACUACCGCCUUAUCAAGGAGGAGAAGAAGAUCAAGGAGAUUGAGAUUCUGGUGCAGACUAUUACCGGAACUCGCUACGAUGGCGGUGAAGAGACCACCACUCGUGGUGAUCUUCACGUUCAUCUGAAGGGCCACAAGCAGAACGGCGAGACUGGCAUUCGCUUCAUUUUGGAAACCGAGGUCGACGAGUACCAAUCUGAGACCUUUGACUUUGAGGCCCUCCUCCUGCAGGCCGAAAAGCUCAUUGCUGAGGGUCGCAUUGCGGAGGCCGAGCGUAUCUACGUUGAGAUCUGGCAGCGGGCUAGCAAGGAGUGCCGCACUCAGUACUCUGAGUACUGGGAGCAGAUCAAGCUGAAGUCGGUCACCGUCUACUCAAAGUUCCUUCAGUCUCAGAAGCGCGAGUAUGAGGCCUCUUCGAUCCUGUCCAGCGUCUGGGAGGAGUACCGCAGCACCAGCCUGUCUGUGUCCGAGUCCACUUCUUCUCACUUCCAGGAAAUCGCCAAGGUCAUGACUGCUGUCGGACUCUCUACCGCAGCUCUGAGCAUUUUCAAGCACUGUGCCCAUUACUACAAGAGCACCAACCGUGCUGAGUCCUCGCAGUACACGGAGAUCCAGAAGAGCAUUGAGCAGACUUCCCAGCAGGUCAUGCACCAGGCCAGCUCCUCUUCUUCCGUCGUCUCUGAAUCCGUUCUGGAAGAGAUUGUCUACGAGGCUUCCAGAUCCAUCACCAAGAUUGACCAGAGCUCCUUCACUGCCACUUACACUCUGGUUGAGCUCUAUGUCUCCCAGCACCGCUGGAAGGAUGCAACUCGUGUUGUCAAGAAGGUCCUGCUCGGACUCUGGCCAUCCUUGUUCGCUCCCUCCAUUCAGGAUGUUGUCCUCCCAAGCCAGCACGUCGAGAAGUGUGUCGACCUUGCCGAGCGUCUGAGCCAGUGUUACCACUAUCGCCGUCGCUUCACUCGCGAGGAGGGCAUCCGCAUUCGUGUCUACCGCGCUGUUCGGGCUGCUAAGCCUGUCGAUGACAAGUUGCGCGAGCGCGUCACUACCGAGCUGAUCCUCUUCUACGAGCGCUCUUCGCAGCCCGACCGGGUUAUUAGCACUCGCCAAGAGCUCUUGGACGACUACAUUACCCACUAUGGACCUGAGCACCCCACCGUCAUUAAGACUCUCUGGAUCCUUGCGGAGCUGACUCGUCCUCGCCCCAUCUCUAUCGAGUACUACCAGCGCAUCAUCCGUGCCUUGAACAAGGAUGCUCCUCAUUGCCACCCUGAUGCCAUCGAGCCAUUGAUCAUCGUGGUCACCGAGCUCUGGAACCAGAGUCGCUACUCUGAUGCCGUGCAAUACUACUCGCUGCUCUUCGUUACGUUCUUGAAUGAACCUAAGAAGCACGCCAAGUUCCAGUUGCCCGAUUUCGUUCAGGAGUUCUUCACCCGGUACACCCACUGCCUGCGCAGUGUGCGUACUGAGUACACCAAGAUCCACAAGGUUACCGUCGACUACCAGACUAAGGUCAAGGCGGUCUUUGGUGCCACUGCAACGAUCACCAUCAAGGCUACCGUGACCUUGGCCAAGGUGUGCCAGGAGUCCAAGCGCUUCGAGACCGAUGCCAUUGCCCUUUACGAGGAGCUGCUCACUAUCCAGACCACCGAGAUUGACCGAGAUGAGAUCACCGCCAUUCUCGAUGGUAUCUACGAGGAGCAGACUGCUAUUGCUACCUCCAAGUCCGAGUCGGUCUCUGCCACUCAGAUUGAGCGUGCUUCCAAGGUCCUGCGCAAGCGCAUCACUUCCGUUCGUGAAACUUACGGCUGGGCUCACGAGGAGUCUUUGACCAAGCUGAAGGAAGUCAUAUCCUUCCACUCCAAGCACAGCGAGUCAUCUGAGUCCGUCCUUUCGGAGCUUAGGGAGUCGACCGUGCAGAUUCUGCAGACCGAGUCAUCCUCCACCCGCCUUGUCGCUGCUGCCUCGACCAUCGCCGCCAGCUACAUUGCCACAAAGCAAGUGACCAAGGCCACCGAGUUGACCCAGGAGCUGUACCGCCAGGUCGUGAUGAAGGACACGACCAACGUCAAGUCCACCAAGUUUGAUCUCACUUCCAAGGGUCGCCAGAGCCUGAUCUUCUUGGCUCAGCUUGAGCAAAGCCUUCGGCAGCGAAGCUCUACCAUUACCGAGAUCCUGGCCGAGCUGACCACCGAGUACGUCUACUUCGAGGAGUUCCGCAGCCACAUCACCUCCAAGACCAGCUCUUUCCACACUGUCUCGGUUUCUGCCUCCCGUCUCUACCACUUCUUGCUCUCGAACAACCGCCAGACUGCUGCUAUUCGCGUCUUCGAUGACUACGUUGCCUACUUCCUGGCUACUGAUGGCAAGCGCACCAAGUUGACCGAGACUAACCAGGUGAAGAUCUUCUUGUCUACGAUCUUGGAGCACUUCAGCACCCACAAGUCAACCAACUUUAUCCGUUCGGUUGGUAUUGCCAGCAACUACCGUGUUCUUGAUCUCCUCCAGAAGAAGAACUACGAUGGUGCUUGUGAUCUUGCUAUCGCCUCCUUCCGGUACAUCUCUGCUCACGAUGUGUACCGCUCUGCCGCGAUUGUCAAGUUUGUCUUCACUCUGGGUGUGUUCAUCACCGGACGUACCAUUGUCCCGCAGCCGGAUCAGGCUACCCAGAAGAAGCUGCUCGGCGUCUCUUCUGUCAUCAUCCAGGAGGUCCUCCGCGUCAUUAGUGACUUGAAGAUCAAUCUUGCUCAGGUCAACUUGGACUACCUGAACAUUCUGAUCGGUGUGCUCGGCGAACAGGAGAACUAUAAGAACCUUGUCUGGGUCCUUUCCAGCCUUUGGAACAGCCGCAACCAGCAGAUCAACUGGUCGCCUGUGGUCACCCUCCAGCUGGCCCGUCGCUACAUCCUGGCCCGUUACCUGGUCAACGAUGCUCUCAGUGCUUCGCGCCUGGCCGAGGACAUUGUGUACAACUGCCGCCGUGUCAAUGGCGCCCGUCACCAGAGCACUCUCGAGAUGUCUACCCUGCUGUCCCAGCUGUAUGCUGGAAUCGCCAAACGCUACCAGUCUGAGAAGGGUGGCCAGCACAUGGCUAACAAGUACUACAAGAAGAUUGCCAGCCUUCACGAGAACCUGCUCCGCAUUUUCGUGGACCCCUCCCUCGCCGAGUUCGAGGGUGGCCUCGACAGCAGUCUGAGCAUGGACGGCUCAACCUACGACCUUGACCUCGGCGAUAGCACCCCCCACGGUUCUAUUUCCGACGGUCAGCAGGUCCGUCAGCACCUACAGCUACUUAAGCUCGCUGUCCAGCGUCUGGGUGCCUGGCCCAAGGACUUCAGCGAGUACGAGCGAUUGAAUGCCGAUCUUUUCCUUGAGUUUGGUGAUGAGCUCAAGGGUGUUGAGGGUGUUGAGAAGUGGGAUCUCAAGAAGUUCGGUGCUGGGAAGGCUUCUGGUAAUGAGGAUCAGCUGAGCUUGGAGUUCAAGACCUGGGAGCUUGAUCUCGUUCAAACUGAGGAGGUUGAGGAGGAGCUGUAA